GUAGCUGAGUUUCUAUGGACUCAUUUGGAACACGCCCAAUUCGUUGAAAUUCCAUUUCUUCUAAUCAUUGGUGUCCUACUCGUCUACAUUGCCUUCGCCUCCUACAUGAUUUCGCUAAUUGAAGGAUGGCAGCUAUCUGACGGAUUUUACUUCAUGAUGAUAAGCGUGCUAACAAUUGGUUUCGGUGGUGAGUGA
This is a messenger RNA of Haemonchus placei, 195 nucleotides long. The record is from the annotation of a GenBank genome assembly. NCBI's taxonomy places the organism in Eukaryota, Metazoa, Nematoda, Chromadorea, Rhabditida, Trichostrongylidae.